Molecule: messenger RNA, 3075 nt
Organism: Adineta ricciae
Lineage: Eukaryota; Metazoa; Rotifera; Eurotatoria; Adinetida; Adinetidae
Source: the annotation of a GenBank genome assembly
AUGGGAGAUACCAACGCUGAUUUUACAAAUGUUUCACAACAACCGUCCUCGCCGACGGUCCAACAGCCUUCAGUUGCUGUUGUAAGCCCUAAAGCUGCAAGAUAUCAAGCAAACAACAAUGAAGAAGAGGAAACAUCCUGUAUGCAAAAGCCCAAGAAUAAAUACCUUGUCGUUGGAGCAUCAAUUGUUGUAGCAAUAAUCAUAAUAGUUCUGGUUAUUGUUCUUCCGGUGGUCUUAACAAGGAAAUCAAGCUCAAAUGCAACAGGAGAUUCGACAUCUUCAACAACAUCACAGCCAUAUAUCACAAAAUGUCAAUCAACAAUGGCAAAGACUUUCGCUAAAACAAAUCAAUUACCAUCCGUAAACGAUGCACGUCCCAAAGUGAAAAUGGCACCAGCUCCAGAAAAAAUUGGAAAUAAUGUUCUUGUCAAAGGUGCUUAUCUGGUUGAGUUUGCACUUGAUGCCACUGAAAGAACACAAGCUCGUACAAUCACAAGAUCGUUACAACUCUCCCAUAGUAUUGAUCCAUCGGCAGUUACAAUACGACGUUCUAUCCAGUCGUCAUUAUUUUCUGGUACUUCGUUUAGUGUUGAUCAAGAUCAUCCCGUAGAAGCAAUCGAAAACAUCGAAGGUAUAGUUGCUGUCUAUCCGAUCUACACUAUUCCUCGUCCGCAACCUGUACGAACUCUUGGCUACAGUGAAUUGUAUAGCACUGGCAGUGAUACAAUCAAUUCAUACAAUUCAACUGGCAUCAGUUAUAUACAUGACGUGUAUAAAAACUUCGGUGCAGGUGUCAGAGUAGCUGUCAUUGACUCAGGUGUUUAUUAUUUACAUCCUGCACUUGGAGGUUGUUUUGGACAAGGAUGUAAAGUUGAAUUUGGCUAUGACCUGGUCGGAGACGACUUUUCAGCUGGUACUUCAGUGGCUAUGCCUGAUCCUGAUCCCUUGGAUAAUUGCUCGGAAAGCUCUCACGGCACCCAUGUUGCUGGAAUUAUUGCGGCAAACUCUACAGGAAUUACCAGUCUAAAUUUCACUUCGUAUAUGCCCUUCCUAGGCGUUGCACCUCAAGUCACUCUCGGUGCAUAUCGUGUAUUCAGUUGUCAAGGUGGCUCGCCAUCGGAUGCAGUCACUGAAGCUAUUUAUCGUGCCUAUAACGAUAGAGCGGAUGUCAUUAACUUAUCACUUGGCGCCCCGGGUCCUUAUCCAGGAACUGCUGAAGGAGUGGCAAUCAAGCGAGUUACUAAUGCCGGAGUAUACGUUGCUGUUGCGGCAAGUAAUGAUGGACAAGCAGGUGUUCAAACGACUGACGAUAUAGCAAAUGAAGCUGCUUCGAUGACUGUUGGUUCCAUAGACAACAAAUAUACUCUGCUGACGAAUGCAUCGAUCAUGAUUGGACCGAACAGCACGAAAAUUCUAUAUCAACCCGGAACGAAUUAUGGUGCUUGGAGAUCGAUUGUGAAUUCGACCAUUGUUGUGAACGAUCCCAAUGGAACGAAUAGUGAUGAUGGUUGUAAUGGGCCAUCAAUUGUCGUUAUGGGAGCUGUCGUUCUAUUUCAUUUUCAAGAUAACGACCAAUGUGGCACCGCUGUUCGUUGCAACAAAGCAGCAGUUCAAGGAGCUAUCGGUUGUUUGAUAUAUAAUACUAGCAAUAUGGAGGGUUCAUCGAAUAUUCCUAGUGGAAGUGUUAGUCUGAGUGAUGGAUUGAAUAUUAUUUCAACAGUUGUUGCCAAUUCAUCCGCCAUGUAUAUGUUCACGACCUGGGUUGAACCUAUAACACGGGACACGGCGGGAACUGUUUCUGACUUCUCAUCCAUUGGUCCAAACGGUGAUCUUCUCUUGAAGCCUCAACUUUGUGGUAUUGGCGGGAGCGUUUAUUCAACAAUCUCACCCUUUGCUGCUGCUAUGCAAGGUUUAACGAGAAUGUAUGCCCUUUACUCGGGCACAAGUAUGGCUACACCUUAUAUUGCUGGGACUUUGGCUCUGUUCCUUGCCAGUUUGGGCAAUCCGGCUCCCAGUACAGCUAGUGGCAUUGCUAGCAAUGGAGUUUGUCGACCCUCAUUCUCCGUGGCCAUGAAUAUCUUUCAAUCAACAGCACAAACAGUAAACAACUACGGAUCUACUCUUCUUUCUAACGCCCUUCAACAAGGUUCCGGAUUAGUUGAUAUUCGUCGUGCUAUAAAAGCUACAACUAUGCUUUCACCAAGUGAUCUUUCGUUGAAUGAUACCGUCCGCACAGCGUCAUCAUACACAGUGACAGUUUACAACAUUGGUACGACGACAGCAUCAUACAAACUUACACAUGGUGGUGCAGCGUUAGCCACUCCAAAGGAUGCAGACUCUGACCAACUCUUGGCUGUUCCAAUAUAUUCAGCAGAUUACGCUAAUGUUACUAUUGAUCCCAGUGCGUUUCAACUCCAGCCUGGGCAGUCACGUCAAAUCACACUUCGUUUCAUGCCACCCACGACAGUGAAUGCAAGUCUGUUACCAUUCUACUCUGGUUUCAUAUAUGUCACUAAUCAAAACAGUGGCGAUGUUGUUCAUCUACCAUAUGCUGGUGCAAUUGGUGACUAUUCAAAUGCUCGUAUAAUUGUGCAAACAGCUUUGAACAAUGUCAGAACAGGAAUUGUGUCUCAGAGUGGCGGCUAUAUUUCUACCAUAGAACAAGAGACAUUGAAUGCUACUAUAGGGAUCAGAAUCCUGUCAGUAUUAGCGUGGUCCACUCGUCUUUACUUUGCAGAGAUUAUUUCAGUGAAUGAUACCAGUUUGCCGACUCAAAACCAAAGUUUGGGAAUAUUAGCCUACGGAACAAACGGUGCUCCAUUCUACCAAACCAAUGUACAGAGAAAUGCUGCUAUCCAAACUCAGUCAGUUACUGAUGGGGAUAUAUGCAUAUGGUACGGGUAUUAUUACGCAUGUCCAGCAGCCAGUACUGGUAGUUGCUCAGCCAGUACAACAUCUAAUCUUCCUCAAGGUCAAUAUCGAGUUCGAUUCUCAGCUCUCAAAAACUUUGGAAAUCCUUCGAAUCCAAACGAUUACGAUUUUUAUCGCUCUCCACCAUUCUUUCUCGUCUAUUAG